AUGGCUGUACCGUCUCCUUCGGCAUCUAGGGUGGGCACAGGUAUCGGGAUUGGUUUGACUAGAUCACCAGCUGGCAAUUACCUCUCUUCAACCACAAAUGGUAACAACAACAAUUUUAGCAAGUUGGGAUCAUCAUCCUCUUCCUCAAAUGACAAUCUGAGCUCAGGAUCAACAGGGGAAAGAGGAUUGAAUCAAGGUGAUUAUAUGGUUAGAUCAUCAAGUGGAUUAUCGUCAAUAUCGUCAACGUCAAUACCUGUACAUCCUGGAAUCGGGAGAAGGAGAUCAACAGACGCAUCUACUUCUGGUGGAUUGGAUUACUACUGGUCAUCAUUAGCAGGUGCAGGUGCAUCAUCCUCAUCUUCUUCUCUCGCCGGUGCUAGUGCAGGGAAUGGAAUUUCAAGUUCACACAGUUCAAGAUCGAACAUGCUGAUGGGUAUAUCGCCUGUUACUUCACAUUUCGAGAAAGAUAGUAGAAACGUUGGUGAUCUAAGGAAUGAAGAGUUUCUAAGUAAUUCAAAAGGAACGGGAAUGAGUUUUUCCCCUAGUUCAUCAGAAAGUUUAGGUAUACAUAGACAUAUUAGAGAAGCUAAAAGUACUGGUAACUUACGUUCAAACCACUCUCAAGAUCAUUAUCAAAAUCAUCAUCAAAAUCAAAUUGAUUUCUCAUACAAAAUAAACUCGAAUCCUAUGAAUGAACAUGGACGUGGGCAUGAUCAAAAAACACCUCGUCAACCUGAUUUUCAUGAUCCAUCCGAUCCUCACCCUUAUUCCCAAUCCCAUUCUCAAAACCAUCAUGGUAUAUCACAACCAAUACCAAAACCACUUACAACGCAGAGUCUUGAUAUACCAGUACCGCCACCAAAAUCAUCACAGCAAGUUGAUUUAUCUCCUGGAGGAUACUCGGUAACUUCAGUAUACUCAAAUACCGAUUCUCUUCCACCCAACAAUGCCAUCAAUCCUUCUUCUUCUUCUUCUGCUUCUUAUCUCGGACUUGGACACCAAUCAGCUCAAAAUGCAAUUGGAGACGAAUCAGAGAAUGAAACUAAAUCAAUUUCUAGUUCAAGUAACUAUUCACCCAUGGAUUUUAGGAUUCCAGGUAAAUUCGAUUUUGAAUUAGAUGAGAAUAGUCUUUCUCGUUUUCAAGAUCAAAGCCCAAUAGGGAAUAUAGAAGAGAAAAGAGGUUUAAUGGAUCCUUCCUUGCUGUCUGAAACUAGUCAACAUGUACGACAAUUACAAUCACCUCAGGAUCAAGCUGUGCAACAAGAGGAAAAUCGUGGACGAGAAGGAGAUGCAAGAUCCAGUGUCCAAUCAACAUCAACUUAUCGUCAUCAAUCCAACUUGACACCUUCACAAGAUGAUGAAGAUACUUAUCAUAAAACUCCCUUGGCUCCUGUACAGAAAGAAAGAUCCCAAAUACGUCCACCUCAAUUAUCUCUGAAUCAAGAGUUUCAUACAAUCCCGCUAUCGUUCUCGCAGUCAAACACAAACACAAAUUCGCGUCAUGCAUCGCCGACUAAUUCAGCUGGAAGUACAUCGACACCUAAGAGAUCACCAAAUCCCAAAUCUUCAAGUUCGGGGAAUCAUUAUACAUCCAAUUCAUCUGCUAGAUCAGGUUUAGGAUUUGAUAUGCCUCAUAUCGGUUCUGGAUCUGGAUACGGAUCUGUAUCUAGGUCAAGUUCAGUAUCACCUUCUGAUCAAUCGUCGUCUUAUAGUCAAGACAACGAUUCCAACCCCGCUCCUCCAAGAAGUGCGCCUGCAGAGAAGAAUGGUUUUGAUGAAUUUGGGACACGUAAUGAAGAGACAGGAACUCAAGAGGAUGAAGAAGAAACAAUUAAGAGUAGAAAUAAAAGAACGACGCUACCUGCUAUCGCAUCAAAAUCAAGUGGUGCAAUCGUAGAAGCUCUACUGUCGCCAAGUAAAGAAAAUCUACUAUCACCCGAUAAAUACGCUAGGAACAGUACUUCAACACCUACGAAGGAUCUCAACGGAAGUGUUGAAAGAAGGGGAUCGACGCCAAGUCCUAAUAGGAGUCCUGAACCGCCACCCAGAAGUGUCUUGAGACAGUUACCUAAUGCUACAAAUAUCGAUACCUUUAUGUCCAAGCCACCCUCUCAAAGGUCAUCAUCGCCUCAAUCAAUCAGUCACAACCUCCCAGUCAUAACCCAUACACCACAUUCACCAAUGCCCUCGCCCGAUAGAUCCAAAGCGCAGCAAGAUCGUGGCAAUAUAGACAAACCUCAACCUAAACGACCUGAUAGAUCCCCAGAUAGACAAUAUUCACCGGUCUUCCCAUCUUCAGCUACAAUAAACGAUCUGACGGAUAUACUAGGUGGUGCAAUCGAUGCUAUAGGAUUGAUAGAUUCAAGGGAUACGCCGCCACCUACAAUUGGUGAACCCAGUAGAAGAGAAAAACCUACAAUGUUGAAAUUAGCUCCUGCGGCAGAAGUGGCUGAUAGAGGUCCAAUGACUCCUACUUCUUUGCCACAAAGAGGUACAUCGUUACCUGGACCAACAAUGUCUUCGACCUCCUUGAACACAAUUAUGCAUCCUCAAGCUCAAACGGGACCUCCGUUGUAUCAACCUCAAGGUAUCUCUUCCUCAAAUCAACCUCUGGUACAUGGAAGGAGAUCCACACAACCUGAAUUGAGAUCGAAAGCAUCUUCGAUAUUUUCUUUCUCAUCCAAAGAGCAAAUUCAGUCUCCAACUCUGUCAAUUUCAGUCAGACCUUGGCCAGCUGCAAUGCUGUACGGAAACAUAAAGUCUUUAAAACAUGCUGGGGAUAGAGCUAAAGGGUAUGCCAAAGCUAUCAACGAAUUAUCGAGGAGUGAAUCGGGUCUGAAGGAGUGGUGUAUUGCCAGUGUCUCACAAGUCAAUCGAGCGCCUACAAAAACAUCAGCAUUUUCUUCAUUAGGUGUUCGAGCCAAUUCUGUGCCAUCUGCAAUCCCACUUCCAUAUCAAUUAUCGACAUUUGAUCCUACACCUCACAACAGGAAUGUUUCUGCCGGUUCUGAAUUCCCAAUGAGAGCAGACUCCUACGCUGCACGAGAGAUCUCGCAAAGAGUUCUAGAUCCCGAAGAUCAACCUACCUCACUACCACCUAACUUGCCUUAUCCGCAACUCCAAGCAAACUAUCUCUCCUCAAAUACGGGAAUCAGUAGUGGUGGUGGUGGCGGGUUCAGUGGCGGCGGAUUAAAACCUUCUCAAUCAAUGCAGAGUGUUGCAAGCUUUGCUACAACUUCCUCCAAGAAAGGAUUUUUCAGUGCAAUAGGUAGAAAAGGCGCUCACAAAAAGGAUUCUUUAUCUCUUGGUCCGCCGGGUCCAGGUGGUUUCGCAUCAGCGACUAAUGGAUCUUCAUCAUCGUCUUCUUCGGUGGGUAAGAAAGAUGUGAGAGGAUUACCUAUUUCAGGACCUAGUCCGAAUGCCAUCCCUCUGGACACUGGCAUCGCAUCAGCAUCGGGAGGAUCGGGUGGAGCAUUACAAGCGCCAAGAGUACAAAAUUCUAUUUCUGCACCAAUGGGACCAAGAAAUCCAAGAAUGGGUUCUUUCACCCCGCCUCCACCAUCAAGUCUAAGCUCGAUGGAUAGAUCUUCAAAUGAACUCGUACAAGCUGGAAGAGCAAGUUUAGAUACUGGAUUAAGAAACAGAUCGACACCUGCAUCAUUAUCGCUGAACAAUUCGAGAGGUAGUUUGGACAUUCAAUUUUCUACCAAUAAUACAGGUUCAGGCAACGUACCUUUACCUUCAUCCAAAGGAUUCAGUAAUAGUCCUAUUCCAAAAGAAGGAGAUGUGAAGCAAAUGAUUGAUAUUCUGCCCCACGUUGAAAGAAGUGUCAUAAGGACUUAUUUAGGUAAAUAUGGCGAUUCCAUGAACGCCAUUGGUGCUUAUUUGGAAGACGAAAAGAAUGGGACCGUUAUAAGAUGA
This is a messenger RNA of Kwoniella shivajii, 3921 nucleotides long. RefSeq lists its product as uncharacterized. NCBI's taxonomy places the organism in Eukaryota, Fungi, Basidiomycota, Tremellomycetes, Tremellales, Cryptococcaceae. The coding region runs from base 1 to 3921 and encodes 1306 amino acids. The transcript has 5 exons. The record is from RefSeq and is a predicted model, not a curated record.